AUGCCCAUACCUGAACCCGGCGGAUCCGCAUAUGGUACAUUCGACAACAUGCGACAAGAUACUGAGGACCAGGGGGAACGCCUCCUUCCCGAGGAGGCUUAUGAGUGCGACGAUGGUAGUAGCGCGAUAACGUCGGUGGAUUCGGUACAGGAAGGUGUUAGGAAGAUUGAAGCAAUCAAUCUUACAUGGACAACGAAGUCUUUAGUGAUCGCCUAUGUUAGCAUCUUUCUCAUGGCAUUCUGUACCUCUUUGGAAGGUCAAACCAUCAUGUCACUCUCCGCUUAUGCGACGAGUGCAUUUAGUAAACAUUCUUUGAUUUCUACGGUCCUUGUGGUCCAGAAUGUCGUUAACGCUGUUAUUAAACCCCCGAUGGCCAAAAUAGCUGAUGUAUUUGGUCGCUUCGAAGCUUUUUGUGUUUGCAUUCUGAUUUACGUCCUCGGAUAUAUCCAAAUGGCCGCGUCAACGAAUGUCCAGACAUACGCUUCUGCCCAGAUCUUUUACUCUGCUGGCUCUACGGGCUUGCAAAUUCUUCAACAGGUGUUCAUCGCAGAUAGUAGUAGCCUCCUCAACAGGGCGCUUCUUGCCCUCCUUCCCGAGUUACCGUUCCUUGUUACGGUUUGGAUAGGUCCCACGAUUGCCGACGCAGUGCUCCACCACAGCUCAUGGCGCUGGGGCUACGGGAUGUGGUCGAUUAUUUUGCCCGCUUCGUUUCUUCCGCUCGCUCUCUCGUUGCUACUUAAUCAACGCAAGGCUAAGCGUCUGAAUUUGAUAAAGGAGCGGCCGACUCACCGACGCGGAUUUUUAGCCAUCCUCCGUCGCUCUUGGUACGAUCUCGAUGUGUUCGGCUUGACCCUGCUCUCCGCAGCGGUCACAUUGAUCCUAGUUCCUCUCACGCUUGCAGCAAAUUCCAAGAAUGGGUGGAAAAGCAGUAGCAUAAUUGCGAUGAUCGUCAUCGGAAUUGUUUGCCUUUUCCUUUUACCCCUAUGGGAAACCUCGAAAAAGCUCGCCCCGAAGCCUCUUCUGUCCCUCCAUCUCCUCAAGCAACGUACAGCACUUGCUGGAUGCUGCCUGGCGUUCUUCUACUUUAUGGCCUUUUACUUUUCGGUCCAACCAUACCUCUACUCUUACCUGCAGGUUGUGCAAAACUACGACGUCGCUACGGCUGGCCGUAUCACUCAAACGUUCGCAUUUACGUCAACUAUCGCUGCAUUUGGUGUUUCGAUCUUGAUCAAGUACACCUGUCGGUACCGGAUCUAUGUGACGGUCGGCUGCGUAAUCUAUACGCUCGGCUUGCUGUUGAUGUUGCUGUACCGCACAGAAGGUAGUUCAAUGGUGCAGGUUUUAGGGACACAGGUCAUUGUGGGCAUGGGCGGCGGGCUCCUCAAUGUCCCCGUUCAGCUGGGCGUUCAAGCAUCGGCCAGCCACCAGGAAGUCGCUGCGGCAACCGCCAUGUUUCUCACAGCCAUGGAGAUGGGUGGUGCCGUAGGCGCCGCGAUUUCUGGGGCUGUCUGGAGCCACAACAUCCCACGGAAACUUGAACUUUACCUUCCUGACGGGCACAAGUCUGAAGCUCAGGAAAUUUUUGGAAAGCUAACCAAAGCGCUGUCUUAUGACAUGGGCACGCCAGUCAGGAUUGCCAUCAACCGAUCGUACCAGGAGACGAUGAACAAGUUACUGGUCUUGGCUCUAGUCGCUACCGUUCCGCUAAUUCCCUUGAGUCUUCUCAUGUCCAACUAUAAGCUAGAUAAGAUGAGCGAAUCGCCGAAUUAUGCACCGCUCCCAGUAGAUGAUGAGACCGACCCUACAGAUCAGUCGAAGUGA
Molecule: messenger RNA, 1821 nt
Organism: Aspergillus ochraceoroseus IBT 24754
Lineage: Eukaryota; Fungi; Ascomycota; Eurotiomycetes; Eurotiales; Aspergillaceae
Gene: mirC
Product: siderochrome-iron transporter MirC
Exons: 5
Coding region: 1-1821 (606 amino acids)
Biological process (GO): siderophore transmembrane transport
Molecular function (GO): siderophore-iron transmembrane transporter activity
Source: RefSeq, a predicted model, not a curated record